Messenger RNA from Nematocida parisii ERTm1, 950 nucleotides. RefSeq lists its product as uncharacterized. The transcript has a single exon. The record is from RefSeq and is a predicted model, not a curated record. Lineage: Eukaryota; Fungi; Microsporidia. Bases 1 to 855 code for a protein of 284 amino acids.
AUGAGAGACAAAAACCGAGUGACGUAUUCCACGCUAAUCACAGCAGCAAUCAGAUCAUCACCCCACGGCAUGUGCACUAUUACAGAUAUAUUAAAGUACAUUACGUAUAUAAACAGACCAAACAGCACCACAGGCACAAGCAGACCAAAUAAUAACACAAGAUAUAAUACACAUAGUGCAAUAAGUAAUGAUAAUAACACAAUAAGUAAUAAGUUAUGCAAAAACAACAGAAUAAAUAAUAAUACACAUAGUGUAAUAAGUAAUAAGUUAUGCAAAAAUAACAGAAUAAAUAAUAAUACGCAUAGUGUAAUAAGUAAUGAUAACAGAAUAAAUAAUAAUCCACAUAGUGUAAUAAGUAAUGAUAACAGAAUAAAUAAUAAUCCACAUAGUGCAAUAAGUAAUGAUAACAGAAUAAAUAAUAGAAGUAAUAAUAAUAACACAGAAUAUAAUAAUCAUGGUGUAAUAAGUAAUAAUAAUAAUCCGCAUAGUGUAAUAAAUAAUAAUCAUAACACAGAAUAUAAUAUGCAAGGUGUAAUAAGUAAUAAUCAUAACACAGAAUAUAAUAAUCAUGGUGUAAUAAGUAAUAGUGAAUAUAGUACGCAUAGUGUAAUAAGUUAUGAUGAUAUAAUUUUAUCAGAGUGUCCUUCUAGUGUCAUUACAUCUGUACGGCAAGUGCUCAGCCGGGACAGUCAGUUUAUUAAGCUGGCCAGGCGGGAGGGUUGCCGAGUCUCUGAGUGGAUCCAUUUUACGCCCAUCCGGAGAAGGUUCCCUAAGCCACUCACCCACUUAACUGAAAUCCGGUCGGCCCUGAAGAAGAAAGGCAUUUAUAAGGAGUUCAAGUUCACACACCCAUAAAUGCACUGUACACAAUUAAAUAACCAAUGUGUAAUAAGUCCUACCACCCAUAAUAAACAACACACUGUGUAAUAAAUAAUAAAAUAAAUCUGUGA